This is a messenger RNA of Acanthosepion pharaonis, 663 nucleotides long. The record is from the annotation of a GenBank genome assembly. Lineage: Eukaryota; Metazoa; Mollusca; Cephalopoda; Sepiida; Sepiidae.
AUGGGACACCUGCCGAGUACGGAAGCUUUCUUAAUGAUCCCAGUCACUUUUCACGCUAUUAUUUACAUUAUUGAUAAUAACUUUCCUGGUGAUCUCUCUCUCUCACCCCCUCUCUCUCUAUCUCUCUCUCUCUCCCUCUCUUUCUCUCUUUCUAUAAUAUUUUUUCCUAUAUAUCUAUCUAUCUAUCUAUCUAUAUGUGUUCAUAUCUAUUUUUUCAAUAUGUUCAAAUCAUUUACCUAUCUGAACGUUUUUCCCUAUAUAUCCACCUACUACUGUUUGUCUAUAUUUAUAUCUGCUCAUAUCUAUCUAUCUAUCUAUCUAUCUAUCUAUCUAUCUAUCUAUCUAUCUAUCUUUUUACCUGUCUGUCUUUCUAUAUAUAUCUUCUCCUUUCUAUCUAUCUAUCUAUCUAUCUAUCUAUCUAUCUAUCUAUCUAUCUUUUUACCUGUCUGUCUUUCUCUAUAUAUCUUCUCCUUGCUAUCUAUCUAUCUAUCUAUCUAUCUAUCUAUCUAUCGAUCUAUCUAUCUAUCUCUCUCUCUAUAUAUAUAUAUAUAUACAUGUUUAUCUAUAUUUCACUAUACAUCCACCUACCUAUCGCUGUUUAUCUAUAUCUAUACGUAUCUUAUGUUCCUGUUUUUCUAUCUAUCUAUCAAUCUAUCUAGCUAG